Messenger RNA from Nerophis lumbriciformis (worm pipefish), 2070 nucleotides. It is a transcript of the gene vegfab, whose product is annotated as vascular endothelial growth factor Ab. Gene Ontology annotation, biological process: positive regulation of mast cell chemotaxis; response to hypoxia; induction of positive chemotaxis. Lineage: Eukaryota; Metazoa; Chordata; Actinopteri; Syngnathiformes; Syngnathidae. The record is from RefSeq and is a predicted model, not a curated record. Gene Ontology annotation, molecular function: vascular endothelial growth factor receptor binding; chemoattractant activity; heparin binding. Gene Ontology annotation, cellular component: membrane.
GAGUGCAGCCGGAGCGGAGGUGGACGCGUCCGGGUUUUUGCUGGAUGAUCAUCUGACCCGUUUGGGUGCGCGCAAAGGAGACGUCAGCGCCGACUCGGUGAAGCUUUUGGGCUCGGCGUUUUUUUUUUUUGCUCCCCCGCCGAGCGUCGUCAGUCACCCGGUUCGGUUCAGAUUGCACGCACGGAGCACGACGAGGAGGAGGAGGAGGAGGAGGAGGAGGAGGGUGACGACGGUGAGCCACUUUCCACACCGGACUGACGCUGGCGCAACAAGCAUGGGAUUACUGCGUGCGUAAUGCUGCUGCGACGCCUCCGCGGGACCAUGUGAGACCUCCCGGAUCCUCCCGCUGUCGUCUGUUUUCUCACCCUCUCUGCGUGUGGAUACCCUAAAGGACCAGAGAAGCAAAGGGGGGGCCCAAGUUUGGCGCAAAAAGAGGAUUUGCACGCCGCCAACGAACAUGGACUCGCCUCUAUUGAACCCCCAGGCCCCUUUUUUUCCAACCCUUCCCAAAAGCUGGUAAAUAAUAAUAAAAAUAAUAAUAAUAACUUGAUGACCGUGAAGACCCCCGACACCGGAUUCUAACACCUCGCCCAGAUUUGGAUUUGUCAACACCAUGAACUUUAUUGACAGUUUGACAUUAUUAUUUCUGACGCUGUCGGCUGUCAAGAGUGCCAACGUACCGAGGGAAGCAGAGAGAGGUCCGCAUGACGUGAUCCCCUUAAUGGAGGUGUACAACAAGAGCUUGUGUAAGCCUCGGGAGCUGCUGGUGGAGAUCUUGCAGGAGUACCCCGAGGAGGUGGAGCACAUCUUCAUCCCGUCGUGCGUGGUGUUGACGCGCUGCGCCGGCUGCUGCAACGACGAGACCCUGCAGUGCACGCCCACGUCCAGCUAUAACGUGACGAUGGAGAUCAAAAGAAUAAAAACGCAAAGGCAACAAAAUGAUAUCUUCAUGAGUUUUACAGAACACAGCGCAUGCGAGUGUAGGUUAAAGAAAGAAGUGAAAGAAUUGAAAGAAAAUGUUUGCAAGCCGUGCUCGGAGAGAAGAAAGCAUUUGUUCGUGCAGGAUCCGCUAACCUGUCGCUGCUCGUGCAAACACACGGACGAGUUUUGUAAAGAUCGCCAACUAGAGCUCAACGAGAGGACUUGCAGAUGUGACAAGCCCAGAAGAUGAGAGGGGACGGAGAAGGGAGCAGCACAUGUAACAAGAAUGAAGGAAUACUCUGAUAUAUUAUUAUUCCUUGAAUACAAUAUAAGAGAUAUUUCACAGCACAGCACUUUCACCUUUUUUCUGACCCACCCACCCGUGGAAAGCAUUCCGCGUUUUGGAGAGAGAGACUCGCCUUUUCCAGCCCAACUGUACAUCUAGAUGACUUGUGUGUGUAAGUGUGUGUACACAAUGGUUUGCUGCUACAAUUCCGACCACCAGGCCACCUGGUUUUUGUUCUUUUUGCCUUUUAAUAACCGUCGCUUUCACUUCACUGGAUGUGAGUCUACUGUGCUGGUGUGCCAAGACGCUGUAAGAUUUAACUGACAUAGAAAAAGAAGAAGAGGAGGAGGAGGAUGAGGAAAAAGGAGGAGCGCUUCGGCAUGGAUUCAAACAUGGAUGUCUUGCUUUUUAAUGUGGAAGACAAAUAGGACAGCGGGUGGGAAUCUUCCACAAGAAGGCUGCCUUUCUUCCAAGGAGUGAAUUUCAAAGGGAUACUGAAAUGAAAACCACUGAAAAAAAAACUGUACUGGCGGAACAAGAAGAAAUAACAGCGCUAAAGACAGACUACAGAAAUUUGUGAAGUGCUUUAUAAAUUAUUUGCCAGAGGAUUUAACGCAGUCAUCUCAUUCGUGCAUCCCCUCUGAAAGUGUACAUAACUUAAUAAUACCACCCCUCAAUGCCAUAGUCCAUUCAAGGUAAUUUAUGUCAUAGACUAUUUUUCAGUAUUCCUUUUAUUUACCAUAUUUAAUGUGCUCUAUUUAUAUAUGCAGUAUAUGCAGUGUUGUGUCCCGCCACCGUCUUAGCAUGGAUUCUCCGUGCUCUUUUUUAUAUCACUAAUAUAUAUAUAUAUAUAUAUAUAUAUA